This is a messenger RNA of Chlamydomonas reinhardtii, 1696 nucleotides long. RefSeq lists its product as uncharacterized. The record is from RefSeq and is a predicted model, not a curated record. The coding region runs from base 348 to 1172 and encodes 274 amino acids. The transcript is spliced from 10 exons. Gene Ontology annotation, molecular function: oxidoreductase activity. Lineage: Eukaryota; Viridiplantae; Chlorophyta; Chlorophyceae; Chlamydomonadales; Chlamydomonadaceae.
ACGCCCAAGAUAUCUGCAUUCGCGCUGUCUGGUGCCAACGUUGCCCGCCUUCUUCUCUAACUUGCAUGUGCCCAAUUGCAACGUCAUUGUCGUUGUACAUCGCUGGCGCAUCAUCACAGCAUUAAACGUUAUUAUAUGCAAUCGCAUUACGUAUUCAGGGCAUCUGCGUGGGGUCAGUUCUUCGUUUCUCACGUUCGUUUCUCGCAUUCGUGCUUCAUUUGCACCUUAUCCUUGUUAUCCACGUCUCAGGCAACCGAUUAUCGACGUACUCGCUAGCUUGGCAGUUCCCGAAGUGACUCGGAGACAGAACGGACUAGCAUUGUUGGGUUUCAGCCCCAGCCCCCGAGAUGGCCACCUCGCUGCUCCUCAACUCUGGCCAUCACAUUCCCUCAGUGGGGCUAGGCGUGUACAAGUCGACCCCUGGUGAGGAAACGUACGGCGCCGUACUGUCAGCGCUGCGGCUGGGAUACCGCCACGUUGAUACGGCACAGGUGUACGGCAAUGAGGCCGAUGUGGGUCGGGCGGUGCGGGACAGCGGCCUGCCGCGGGACCAGGUGUACGUGACCAGCAAGCUGUGGCGAGACGCGUACGGCUAUGACAGGGCCCUGGCGGCUGUACAGGACAGUGUACGGCGCAGCGGCCUGCCGUACCUGGAUCUCGUACUGCUGCACUGCCCCGGCGAGCCGGGGCCGCGCGAGGGGGCGUGGCGGGCGCUGGAGGAGGCGGUGCGGCAGGGCCUGGUCCGCAGCAUUGGCGUCAGCAACUUCAGCCAGGCGCACCUGGAGAAGCUGAGCAGGACGGCCACGAUACAGCCAGCGGUGAACCAGAUUGAGGUGCACCCCUUCCUGCAGCGGCGGGAGCUGGUGGCCUACUGCCAGGCGGCGGGCAUUGUGGUGGAGGCCUACUCGCCGCUGAGUAAGGGCCACAAGCUGUCUGACCCGCGGGUGGCGGGCGUGGCGGCGCGGCUGGGCGUCACUCCCGCGCAGGUCAUGAUCAGGUGGGGCCUGCAGCACGGAAUGGUGUCGCUACCCAAGUCGGUGAACCCGGACCGCCAGGCCGUAAACCUGGACGUGUUCGGCUUCGCGCUGGACGAGGGCGCGAUGGCGCAGCUGGACGGCUGCGAGGAGGGGCUGGUCACGGGCUGGGACCCCGUGGCGCACGACCCCGUGUAGGGGCGGCGUGAGGCAGUGAGAAGAGCGCACGACCCCGUGUAGGGGCGGCGUGAGGCAGUGGGAGGAGGAGGCAGAGGCGGCGGGAGGAAGCAGAGGCCGGGGUAGGGGGUGGGGGGGCACGCGCGAGUGGGCGGCCUUGAGUGGCCAGCCACAGAGUUUGCCGGUGGGCCUGGGUUACCCGUUGAGCGUGGCGUGGCGGGCUAUGCGGUGUCAAUGAUGUGUGAUUGCAGCAGGAGAAGGGCUGUUACGGGAACGGACAAGACCUGCCUCCGUGACCUGCCUCCGUGCUGAGCGGGUUAGUACUGCGUCGAGCUGUCGCGCACGAUUGCGGUUUGGCAUGCAUUCGCGGUCUGGGCUUAUGUAUGCGAGAUUAUUUAUUGUACUUGAAGUCCUUAAUGAUUGAAAUACACACAAAGCAGCAAUCAGUGGGCUUGCAACAAAGGCGCGAACUGCGGGCAAGGCCCCGAGCGGCUUCCAUCCAUUAUCACCAGUCUUGCUGCUUAAUAUUUAAACCUUAGCAGCUA